Molecule: messenger RNA, 2434 nt
Organism: Brassica napus (rape)
Lineage: Eukaryota; Viridiplantae; Streptophyta; Magnoliopsida; Brassicales; Brassicaceae
Product: glycine-rich RNA-binding protein 7-like
Exons: 1
Coding region: 1138-1599 (153 amino acids)
Source: RefSeq, a predicted model, not a curated record
AAAAUUACUAUUAAAUAAUUUUUUGUGUUAUUAUCUUAUUAAUUAUGAUAUAUUUUAACACUUUAUCAUUUAAUUGUCAUAUGUCACCACCAUCGUGUUAAUUAGCAACUUUGAAAAACCAAACUUUAUAUAAUAAGAUAUUCUUUACUUUCUUGCUCACGCGUCGCUUAAAUUUUAAUUAUAUAUUAUUUAAAAUAAAGUGAACGAUUCAAUUAAAAAAAUUAGAGAAUAGGAAUAUAUAAAAUAUCUUUUAGAUUUUUCCGAGCAGCUUCUUAACCAUACUACGAAACAAGCAACCACUAGUGGCGCGUUUUUUUUCAUGCAAGUUAAGAAUUCAAACACAAUUAUAUAUAAAUACAUUACAUACCUUGUUCUAAAACUCGCCCGAGUUACCGAUUACUCGGCCAGAACUCGUUACGCAGUGGGUCACCGUGGCGAAUUAGAAAUGAUCGGUGCAAUUAUUCGGCAAACCGAUUUCUGUCCGCCAUGAACGUUGUUUAACGAAAAUCGCCAAUUAGUUAACUAAACCGUGGAACAAUUACUUACUUUCUCUAAUUUAAAAGGUCACGAUCGUAAUUUUUGUUGAGAAUCAAUCAAAAUUGUGUGAAAAACAUGAGAAGAUCAUUGAAAUAUGUUUAACAAACGUGAAAAUAGACAACUAGAGAAUAUGUUCUACAAACAUUCAAGAGGAAAGAGAUGAUGUCACUAUAGUAAUUUCUCAUCCAUUAAAGAAAAGUGAAAAGAAAACACCAUUUAGUUACCUUAAACACAUGUUAUGUAAGACUAUAUAAGUAAUAUAUAAUUAAAUAUGUAUACAAUUCAUUAAAGACUGAAAUUAAUUUCAAAAACAGUAACAUAUUCACCUCAAAACCCUGAUCUAUCAUGUAUUUAGCCUAAAACUCAUAUAAUUGGGUAUUUAUUUAAAAAUUAUGAAUCACAAUACAUGUUUUAUACGUAUAUAUAUAAAGUAUUAUACAUAAAAAUACAGAAAAUUCCUCCCCGACUACUCCCCAUAUUUAUUCCGCAUUUUUAAUAAAUCGCUAGGCCAGUGUGCACCGUACGCGUAACAUCUAGCGAGUUUUCGAACGAGGAUUACAUAUCACACAAGAAAGUGUGGAGACACAGAAACAAACAAAAAUGUGUUUAAAAAGAACAUCACUGGUUUUAUACAUAAUCAUUCAUCUACAACACAAUUUUUCUUCUGUUAGUUCAAGGUCUUCUUUUGUUGAUACAUACCACGAGAGUCUUCCUCUCAGAGCCAUAAAACCAGAUAUUGUUGGUUUUGAAGGAAAGACUCAAGAAUUAGCUGUCGUUAUAAAAAAAGGAGGUAGUUGGAGUGGCAGUGGUUGGGGCCGCAGCGGCGGCAACGGCGGUGGUUGGGGCCGCAGCGGCGGCAGCGGCGGUCGUUGGGGCGGUGGCGGUCGAAGCACGGGAAGAGGAAGCGUUGGACCUUUAAUGCUGAUUCCAAUUGGUGGUGGUGGUGGUACUGGUGGUACCGGUGGCUUUCGCCGUUCAAGCAGCAACCGAAAUAUCCGAGGGGAAGUGUGUGCUGUAUGUUGGCUGAGUUUAUCAGUUUUAGCCGGAUUAUUAUUGGUUUAGAAGAGUCUAAAAUAUUUGUUGGUAGUUUAAAUCAAAGAUCUAUGAGGUCGAUGUUUGACAUUCGGUCUGGUUUGGUCUGAGAUCGAUUGGUCAACGGUAAGUAGGUAAAAUGUUGAUUAAUACAGGUAAGCGACCUUACACGAGAGCUAAAUAUAUACAUCUUUUGGUUGUUUGGUGAUGGUAUGCGGUCUGUAAAGUUUCAAAACAUAUUCAGUUUACUACAAGACUCGUCUUCUCAAGAUAAUUACCACCAUCAUACGAUUAAAGUCUAAAAUACUAUUGCAUAGAUAUUAAGGCCUGGAUCAAUAAGCAAUAUAGGCCCAAAAAGCAAAACAAACCCGACCCAACGCGAAUUGACCCAAACCACCACAUAUUCGCUCUUAUCCGGUUAUCCCAAUAUACCACUGAUAAUCAACAACCAAAUAUUUUUUCCCGAAAAAAAGAAAAAAAAAAGCUACGCGGAGCGAGCGGCUUCACGUUUCUCCUCUAAUCUCUUUAUCCGUUUGACUCUUCGUUAAAUUCAAAUCCAAGAACGAAAAUAAAAAAAAACAAUAGCGAUGGGGUCGGUGAAAGCUUGUGUAAUCUCCAUUGAUCUCAAACGUACACGGAUGAACGUAUAUAAUCUAGUUACAGUUAGCAGAUCCUCAUAACAAGGAGGGAAAAUCUAAACAGAAGAAUAUGCUAUAAGACUAAAUCUUAUUUGAAUAUUUGACAUAUUCUUUCACCCUCCCACAGUGAGAUCGUUGGCGCAGCGAACGGUCAAGUUGGAUCUGAAAGCAGUAAAUAACGAAGUUGGUAGCCCUUUAGUGAAGAUGUCGGUGUACAGAAGUGUUGU